Messenger RNA from Mercurialis annua (annual mercury), 2722 nucleotides. RefSeq lists its product as uncharacterized. The coding region runs from base 220 to 2598 and encodes 792 amino acids. Gene Ontology annotation, molecular function: methyl jasmonate esterase activity; methyl indole-3-acetate esterase activity; methyl salicylate esterase activity. Gene Ontology annotation, biological process: salicylic acid metabolic process; jasmonic acid metabolic process. The transcript is spliced from 11 exons. The record is from RefSeq and is a predicted model, not a curated record. NCBI's taxonomy places the organism in Eukaryota, Viridiplantae, Streptophyta, Magnoliopsida, Malpighiales, Euphorbiaceae.
CCGGAUUAACCUGUUGCUUAUCUAAAACAAUUGGAUGAAAUUGAACCACGUCACUUGCUUACCAUCCUGACAUUGAUGUCAAGUUUCAACAAUCUUCAAGCAUAAUCCACAUGCAGGAAAAUCAUAUCAUCCGUAAGCAAUUAAUUUGCGGUAAAUUACAAUACAAGGCAUGUCCCCUCUUAUAAAUUCCUCUGAUCUCUAUCACUCUCAAAAUCAAAAAUGGAAGAAGAGAAGCAAAAGCAUUUUGUGUUAGUACACGGAGCCGGUCUCGGAGCUUGGAGCUGGUACAAAGUAGCGGCAUUGCUAAAACUAGCAAAUUACAAAGUCACAGCUCUGGAUUUGGCGGCUUCCGGAAUAAACCCGAAGCAGGUGAGCGAUCUCCAGACUUUUUCCGACUAUUAUGAGCCGCUGAUAGCAUUUAUGACGUCACUGCCACCGGGAGAGAAGGUGAUUUUAGUCGGUCAUAGUUUGGGCGGAUUUAGCAUUUCGGCGGCAAUGGAAAGAUUUCCUGAAAAGAUUACUGUUGCUGUUUUUGUUGCGGCGCUUAUGCCAGGACCUAAUCUCAGUUCUGUUACCGUGAGAGAAGAGUUCGAUAAACAAGCGGGUUCUUAUUUGGACACACAAUAUUUCUACGCUAAUGGACCAAACAAUCCUCCGACCGCCACCUUAUAUGGACCCGAAUUUCUGGCAACCAAGUUGUACAAUCUAUCCCCACCUAAGGAUGCAACUCUAGCUACAUUAUUGACAAGGCCUAUGCCUACUUAUACUCCAAGUGAGCAAAACAUAGUGACAACCAAAGAAAAAUUUGGAUCCGUUCAUCGAGUUUACAUUAAGUCCGACAAAGAUAAUAUACUAGGGGAGAAUCUUAAGACGUUGAUGAUUUCAAAGAAUCCGCCCGAUGAGGUGAAAUUUAUUGCCGGUUCCGAUCACAUGGUUCAAGCUAGUAAGCCAAAAGCAUUGUUCAUUUGCUUCCAAGACAUUGCCAACAAGUACAUUUCUGAGUCGAUUGUGAAUUUUGAUGUGCAUUAUAUGUUAUCUACACUGAUGAAUGAGUAUAAAGUUACAAUUUCUACACUCAAACUCAAAAUGGAAGAUCAGAGACAAACUCAUUUUGUGUUAGUACACGGCGCCGGCCACGGAGCUUGGUGCUGGUACAAGGUAGCUUCACUACUAAAAUCAGCAGAUUACAAAGUUACAGCUCUGGACAUGGCAGCUUCUGGAGUAAACCCUAAGCAAGUGAGCGAUCUUCGUUCUUUUUCCGACUAUUAUGAGCCGUUGAUCGAAUUUAUGGCGUCGGUUUCAUCGGAAGAGAAGGUGAUUCUAGUCGGACAUAGCUUGGGUGGAUUUAGCAUUUCGGCUGCCAUGGAAAAGUUUCCUGAGAAAGUUUCUGUAGGUGUUUUUGUAGCGGCGGUUAUGCCGGGGCCUGAUCUUGGUUCUGUCACUCUAAGAGAAGAGUUUGAUAAACAAGUGGAUUCUUAUAUGGACACACAAAUUAUUUUCGAUAAUGGACCAAACAAUGCUCCGACCGCUUUUUUAUAUGGACCCGAAUUUCUGGCAACCAAAUUGUACGAUCUUUCUCCAGCUGAGGAAGUAACUCUAGCUACAUUAUUAUCGAGACCUAUGCCUUUUUAUACUCCAAGUGAUCAACACAUUGUGAUUACAGAAGAGAAAUUUGGAUCAGUUCCGCGAGUUUACGUUGUGUGCGACAAAGAUAAUAUAUUGAAGGAGAAUUUUCAAAGGUGGAUGAUUGAGCAGAAUCCGCCUAAUGACGUCGAGCUGAUCGCUGGUUCCGAUCACAUGCUAUCAUUCUCAAAAUCAAAAAUGGAAGAAAAACAAAAGCAUUUUGUGUUAGUACAUGGAGCCGGUCACGGAGCUUGGUGCUGGUAUAAGGUAGUGUCAUUGCUAAAAACAGCAAAUCAUAAAGUUACAGCCCUGGAUUUGGCGGCUUCCGGAGUAAACCCGAAGCAGGUGAACGAUCUUCAUUCUUUCUCCGAUUAUUAUGAGCCUUUGAUGGAGUUCAUGACGUCACUGUCACCGGAAGAGAAGGUGAUUUUAGUCGGCCAUAGUUUGAACGGAUUUAGCAUUUCUGCUGCAAUGGAAAGAUUUCCUGAAAAAAUUUAUGUAGGUGUUUUUGUUGCAGCGUUUAUGCCAGGUCCUAAUCUCAGUUCUGUUACUAUAAGAGAAGAGUUUGAUAAGCAAGUGAAUUCUUAUAUGGACACACAGUUUAUCUUCGAUAAUGGACCAAACAAUCCUCCGACCUCCUUCUUAUAUGGAUCCGAAUUUCUGUCAACCAAAUUGUACAAUCUAUCCGCAGUUGAGGACGCAAUUCUAGCUAAAUUAUCGACAAGGCCUAUGCCUUUUUAUACUCCAAGUGAUGAAAACAUAGUGACAUCCAAAGAGAAAUUUGGAUCGGUUCCGCGAGUUUACGUUGUGUGCGAUAAAGAUAAUAUACUGAAAGAGAAUGUUCAGAGGUGGAUGAUUGAACAAAAUCCGCCCGAUGAGGUUAAGCUUAUUGCUGGUUCUGAUCACAUGGUUAAUGUUUGUAAGGCACAAGAACUGUGCAAUUGCCUCCAAGAAAUUGCCAACAAGUACUUUUGAAUUUGAUUUUUGAUGAAAACUGACUCUUGAUCCAUAGAUGAUUAGUUUAUUCAUUAUAUGAUGGUUGUUCAAUAACAUAAUGUGGAAUUCUUGAAAUCUCAUAUAUUUUUGGAUAUUAUUAUGA